UUUCUUGCUUUGUCAUUUGGUUUUAUGAGAGAUCAGCUUUUUAUAAAACAUCUUUCAUUCAUCUUACAUGAUCAAUUAAUUGUCGUUAAUAAUUUUGAUUGUUUGAAUUGUUUAGUUUUAUAAUUUUAUCAUCUGAUCCGUUAAUUAACAACAUCAACAAUUGUCACUUUGAUUUUCAGAAGUCUGUUGAAGUUAAUCAAUCAUGGCUCUCACCAUGCACCCCAAGAUGAAAAUUACCUCUGCUUCUGGAAUUAUUUCACUUUUGGAAGAGGACCGACCUGAACUCAAAAGUUUCGCCCUUUCCAAGCUCAAUGAUAUUGUUGAUGAGUUUUGGGCUGAGAUUUCUGAAGUGAUUGCGAAAAUCGAAGUACUCUAUGAAGACGAGAGCUUCAAUAAAAGAAAAUUGGCAUCUUUAGUCGCUUCCAAAGUUUAUUAUCAUUUAGGAUCUUUUGAAGAUUCUCUUACCUACGCAUUAGGAGCUGAAGAUCUUUUUGAUGUCAAUGAUGAUUCUGAAUAUGUAUCGACUAUUAUUGCGAAAUCAAUUGAUCAUUAUACCAAAUUGAGGAUUAAAAUGAUUACUACAAGUGAUGGAGAUAAAGUGCAAAUUGAUCAAAGGCUUGAAGAUAUCGUCAACAGAAUGUUUAAAAGAUGUUUCGAUGAUAAUCAGUUCAAACAAGCCAUUGGUAUAGCUAUGGAAACAAGACGAAUGGAUAUUUUUGAACGGUCUAUUCUAGAAUCUGACAAUGUUACAGCUAUGUUAGAUUACGCCUUCCGUAUAACUAUGUCAUUGGUUGAGAAUCGUCAUUAUCGAAAUGAUAUUCUCAAGAUUUUAGUCAAAAUAUACAAAAAUUUGAAAACUCCAGAUUACGUCAACAUGUGUCAGUGUUUGAUAUUCUUAGAUGAUGCUCAAUCCAUCGCUGAUGUUUUAGAUAAAUUAGUAAGAGAAGAUGAAACCAGCUCUCUUAUGGCUUAUCAGAUAGCCUUUGAUCUUUACGAAAGUGCAACACAGAAUUUUCUCACACGAGUUUUACAAGCUAUUAGGAUAACAGCUCCAAUUCCAUCACUGGUUGGACCUCCACAAAAAGCAAAAAAUGAUAAAGAUGAAUCUAAAAAAGAAGAACCCGAGCAAAUGGAUACUGAUCAAGUUGACCAAAAAGAUCAAGCGUCAACAUCAGCAGAACCUGUCAAAGAACCUGAAGUUGAGAAGGUCAAAAAAGAAGAUCUCAAAGGAGGUGAUGCUUUGCGUCAAGAAAGAUUAGAGAAACUAGCCGUCAUUUUAAGUGGUGAAACCACAAUAGAACUCGAACUCCAAUUUCUAAUUCGUAACAAUCAUACAGACAUGCUGAUUUUAAAGCACACUAAAGAUGCUGUUAGAAAUUCAGUGUGUCACACUGCAACUGUUAUUGCUAAUUCAAUCAUGCAUUGUGGAACUACAAGUGACCAAUUCUUGCGAGAUAAUCUCGAUUGGCUAGCCAGGGCCGUAAACUGGGCUAAAUUCACAGCUACUGCAAGCUUAGGAGUUAUCCAUAAGGGUCACGAAAAGGAGGCCUUGCAUUUAAUGCAAGCUUAUUUACCUAAAGAUUCUGGACCUGGUAGUGGAUACAUCGAAGGUGGUGGUCUAUAUGCUUUAGGUCUUAUUCACGCUAAUCACGGGUCUAACAUCACUGAUUAUCUUCUCAGCCAAUUGAAGGAUGCUCAAAAUGAAGCUACUCGUCAUGGUGGUUGUCUCGGUUUAGGGUUAGCAGCAAUGGGUACAAACCGUCAAGAUGUUUAUGAACAACUCAAAUUUAACUUGUAUCAAGAUGAUGCAGUUACCGGUGAAGCUGCUGGAAUAGCUAUGGGUCUAGUUAUGUUAGGCUCUAAAUCUCCUUCCGCCAUCGAAGACAUGGUUGCCUAUGCUCAAGAAACUCAGCAUGAAAAAAUUCUCCGAGGUCUUGCUAUUGGUAUCAGUUUGACAAUGUUCGGUAGGUUAGAAGAAGCUGACACUCUCAUCGAAAGUUUGUGUCGUGACAAGGAUCCUCUUCUUCGUCGAUCGGGUAUGCACACCAUUGCCAUGGCUUAUUGUGGUACGGGUAAUAACGAAGCCAUCAGAAAGUUACUUCACAUUGCUGUUAGUGAUGUCAAUGACGACGUUCGUCGAGCUGCAGUCGAAGCAAUUGGUUUUCUUCUUUUCCGAACACCAGAAAACUGCCCUAGUGUUGUCUCUCUUUUAUCAGAAAGUUAUAAUCCUCAUGUGCGUUAUGGUGCUGCUAUGGCCUUGGGUAUUUGCUGUGCAGGUUCAGGUAACAAGGAAGCUAUCAGUCUGUUAGAACCCAUGGUAAAUGAUCCAGUUAAUUAUGUUAGACAAGGAGCCCUAAUUGCUUCAGCUUUAAUCUUGAUUCAACAAACUGAAUCAUUGUGUCCAAAGGUAAAAGAAUUUAAAAACUUAUACGCCAAAAUCAUCUCUGACAAGCAUGAUGAUGUUAUGGCCAAGUUUGGCGCAAUCCUAGCCCAAGGUAUUAUUGAUGGAGGUGGCCGCAAUAUGACAAUAUCAUUACAAUCACGAACCGGUCACACUAAUGUACCAGCUGUUGUUGGUAUGCUAGUUUUCACACAAUUCUGGUAUUGGUUCCCAUUGACACAUUUUCUGUCUUUGAGUUUUGUUCCAACCUGCAUAAUUGCCUUGAACUCAGAUCUUAAAAUGCCCAAAUUAGAGAUUAAAUCAAAUGCAAGGCCUUCACAUUACGCAUAUCCUCCACCUUUAGAAGAGAAGAAAGAGCGAGAAAGAGAAAAGGUAACAACCGCCGUUCUUUCGACGACAGCUAAACACGCAAAGAAAAGGGAAGCCAAGGAAAAAGAAAAAGAAGAAAAAAUGGAAGUUGAUGAAUCAAAGGAUAGUACGAAACCAAAUGAAAAAACCGGUACAUCAUCAAGCAUAACAUCCACAUCAACCACUACCACAACCCCUGCAUCAACUUCAGAUAAAGGUGAAAAAGAAAAGGAGAAAGAGAAGGAAAAGGACAGGAUAAGAGAGAAGGAGAAAGAAAAGGAUAAAAAGGAAACUGAAAAGAGUAAAGAAAAAUCCAAGGAGAAGAGUAAAGAUGAAGAAAGAAAAUCUGAGCCCAGUUUUGAAAUAUUAAGUAACCCUGCAAGAGUGAUAAGGCAACAAUUGAAAGUCAUUUCUAUACCUGAAAAUGCCCGUUAUAGGCCUCUUAAAGACUUAAGUAUUGGUGGUAUUGUGAUGAUGCGUGAUGUAAGAAGUGAAGAACCAGUAGAAUUAGUUCAACCUGUUGCUGCUGGUGGACCUAAGGUUGAAGAAGAAAAAGAACCCGAACCUCCAGAGCCUUUUGAAUACGUCGAAGAUUAAAUUUGAACCAAGUUUAAUGAAUAAUUAAAAAUUUUCAAAACAUAAAUUAACUUUUUUUCGGAAUAAAAUUUAAUUAACCCUAAUUUGCUUUAUUACCAAUAAAAAUCAAUUGAUACAUAA
Tetranychus urticae (two-spotted spider mite) is the source of this 3466-nucleotide messenger RNA. RefSeq names its product Regulatory particle non-ATPase 2 (gene Rpn2). NCBI's taxonomy places the organism in Eukaryota, Metazoa, Arthropoda, Arachnida, Trombidiformes, Tetranychidae. Gene Ontology annotation, cellular component: proteasome complex; proteasome storage granule; proteasome regulatory particle, base subcomplex. Gene Ontology annotation, biological process: proteasome-mediated ubiquitin-dependent protein catabolic process; regulation of protein catabolic process. The record is from RefSeq and is a predicted model, not a curated record. Gene Ontology annotation, molecular function: enzyme regulator activity.